UUGAGGGGGAUUAGAUGUAUAAUCCCCAGGUUGGGUCUCGAUUUCACGAAGGCGUGAGGCCUGAAUCCUAACCUGGCCCCACACCUGGCCCCAUUGUUCCCCUAAUUCCCCAGCAUCCGAUCAGAGAAUUAGCGGUCUGAUUGGCAGCUCAUUCGCGAUCAAGAAGCCCUGGGGACAGAGCUGGGUGACCCUGAAACUAUUCUCCCUUGCCUCAGGAGACCCCACCCAGAUGUCGGUCCCUUAGACAAGCAACUGCCCCUGAAGAAGGUCUCAGGCGACAUUCUUAGAAAGUGCGACCCCUUUAAAAGGAAGAGCCUGGCGGACGCGGGCUAGCGACCACGCGGUCGUCACAAAUCCCAGCCUGAGUUUUUACCUCCUAGCCAAGCCCGCGGUCCCGCCCCGGCGCCCUUCUAAGAGCUUGCUGGCCCGGAGCAGCAUCGCUGGGUGCCGCCCCUAAGGCGCGGGCGCCGAUUGGCCAGCGCGGUCACAGGGCGGGGCCAAAUCUUAAAGGGUCAAGGAGAUAGGAAAAACCGCAGGCGGCAGUGGCCGCUGCGAAACGCAGUGAGGUGACGCCACGUGGCCCCAUGUCGGUUUCUUUUAAAUCUCUCUAAUGCCCAUACCCCAGCCUCAGAUCCAUGGAGCCCACACGAGACUAUCCACUGUUCGGGGGCGCCUUCUCUGCCACUCUCCCUCCCGGGGCCAUUGACGUAAGCGACCUCCGACCGGUCCCGGACAAUCAAGAAGUUUUCUGCCAUCGCCUUACGGACCAGAGCCUGAUCGUGGAACUCCUGGAGCUGCAGGCCCAAGUGCGCGGCGAAGCGGCUGCGCGGUACCACUUUGAGGAUGUUGGCGGGGUGCAGGAGGCUAGGGCUGUGCAAGUGGAGGCUGUGCAGCCUCUCCUUUUGGAGAAUCUGGCCCUGAGGGGCUGCUGUCAAGAAGCCUGGGUCCUCUCUGGCAAGCAGCAGGUAGCUAAAGAACACCAGCAGGUAGCAGAGGUCGUGACACUGCACCAGGCCUUGCUGCGGCUGCCCCAGUACCAAACCGAUCUCCUGCUCACCUUCAAUCAGCCCCCCCCUGAUAAUAGGUCAUCUCUUGGCCCUGAAAAUCUGUCACCUCCGCCCUGGAGCCUGGGUGACUUUGAACAGCUGGUGACCAGUCUGACCCUUCACGAUCCCAACAUCUUUGGUCCCCAGUAACGAUGCUGAAAUGUUGCAUGAUGCUGCUGAAGACCUAGGGACCCCAUUCUGCAAGGAGUUGGAUAUAUUCUCCUAAUUCUUUCCCUGUGCAUAAACAUAAGACACCUCCUCUCUGCAGAAAUAAACUUGCUUUAUAACCAAUAUAA
This is a messenger RNA of Equus quagga, 1342 nucleotides long. RefSeq names its product RAN guanine nucleotide release factor (gene RANGRF). The transcript has 5 exons. Lineage: Eukaryota; Metazoa; Chordata; Mammalia; Perissodactyla; Equidae. The record is from RefSeq and is a predicted model, not a curated record. Gene Ontology annotation, cellular component: nucleus. Gene Ontology annotation, molecular function: small GTPase binding; guanyl-nucleotide exchange factor activity; transmembrane transporter binding. Bases 636 to 1196 code for a protein of 186 amino acids. Gene Ontology annotation, biological process: heart contraction; protein import into nucleus; regulation of membrane depolarization.